UUUGAUAAAAUGACUGUAAAAGUGGGCAACGGCUCAAUAAUUGACACAAACCAUGAUCAAAUUAAUACAAUUGAUCAUAUUAAAAAGCCUGUAGUAUAUAAACGAGAAUUGGUAUGGCGAAAUAUAAUUCUGAUGGCAUUAUUACAUUCAUCGGCGGUCUAUGGCCUGUAUUUGGCUGUAUAUGCGGCUCAGUUCAAGACUAUUAUGUUUAUGAACUUCAUUGCUCUCGUCUCCUCAUUAGGCAUUCAAUGUGGCGCUCAUAGGCUUUGGUGUCACCGCACAUAUAAAGCCAAACUCCCGCUUCAGAUAAUACUAAUGAUAUUGCAAACAAUGGCCCUUCAAAACGAUAUCUAUGAGUGGAGUCGUGACCAUCGCCUGCACCACAAGUACAGCGACACUAACGCCGACCCACACAACUCCCGGCGCGGGUUCUUCUUCUCACACGUCGGUUGGCUUUUGUGUAAAAAACAUCCGGAAGUGAAGGAAAAGGGAAAGACUAUAGACAUGAGUGAUCUCCAAACCGACCCUUUGGUCAGAUUUCAGCGCGCAUUUUAUAUACCAUUAUUGGCACUGAUUUGGGCCGCAAUUCCCACUUUUAUACCCCAUUAUUAUUGGGGCGAAACCCUAUGGAACUCAUGGUUUGUAUGCGUUAUGCUCCGGUACUGCGGUGCAGUUAAUCUAACAUGGUGUGUUAAUAGUGCUGCACAUUUAUAUGGAAUGAAGCCGUACGACAAGAGUAUAGUUCCCGUUGAGGCAAAUAUGAGGCACUUUUUGGUGGGCGAAGGCUUUCAUAAUUAUCACCACACGGAUUACUCGGCCUCAGAGUUGGGAGCAAUCGAUACGUUCAAUCCGGCGACGGCUUUCAUAGACAUGUUUGCGGCCAUCGGUUGGGCCUAUGAUCUGAGAAAGGCAUCCAAUGAUGUGAUAAAGAGCCGACAGACCAGAUGUGGUGACAUUCACUAUACGUUCAGAUCACGACUUUCUGAGCAAAUCGUUGGUUCAUUUGUA
Messenger RNA from Medioppia subpectinata, 1008 nucleotides. The record is from the annotation of a GenBank genome assembly. NCBI's taxonomy places the organism in Eukaryota, Metazoa, Arthropoda, Arachnida, Sarcoptiformes, Oppiidae.